Nomascus leucogenys (northern white-cheeked gibbon) is the source of this 2466-nucleotide messenger RNA. RefSeq names its product zinc finger protein 117-like. Gene Ontology annotation, molecular function: RNA polymerase II cis-regulatory region sequence-specific DNA binding; DNA-binding transcription factor activity, RNA polymerase II-specific. Gene Ontology annotation, biological process: regulation of transcription by RNA polymerase II. NCBI's taxonomy places the organism in Eukaryota, Metazoa, Chordata, Mammalia, Primates, Hylobatidae. The record is from RefSeq and is a predicted model, not a curated record.
AUGGGUGGACUUUUUCUGCAGGUCUUGGACCUUCUGCCUGUGGGUGUGGUGGUAGCAGGGACCAUUGAUAUUUAUGGAUGUGGCUCUUUGGAGCAGUGGCAAUGCCUGGACACUGCACAGCAGAAUUUAUAUAGGCAUGUGAUGUUAGAGAACUACAGAAACCUGGUUUUCUUGGGUGAGGAUAUUGCUGUCUCUAAGCCAGACCUGAUUACCUGUCUGGAGCAAGGAAAAGAGCCCUGGAAUAUGAAGAGACAUGAGAUGGUAGCUAAACAUUUAGUUAUGUUUUAUUAUUUUGCCCAACACCUUUGGCCAGAGCAGAACAUAAGAGAUUCUUUCCAAAAAGUGACCCUAAGAAGAUAUAGAAAAUGUAGAUAUGAGAAUUUACAGUUAAGAAACGGCUGUAAAAGUGUGGUUGAAUGUAAACAGCACAAAGGAGAUUAUAGUGGACUUAACCAAUGUUUGAAAACUACCUUGAGCAAAAUAUUUCAAUGUAAUAAAUAUGUAGAAGUUUUCCAUAAAAUUUCAAAUUCAAAUAUACAGAAGAUGAGACAUACUGAAAAUAAACAUUUUAAACGUAAAGAAUGUGGCAAAAUAUUUUGCAUGCUUUCACACCUAAUUCAACAUAAAAGAAUCCAUAAUAGAGUGAAUUUCUACAAAUGCGAAGCAUGUGGAAGAGCCUUUAACUGGUCCUCAACCCUUAAUAAACAUAAGAGAAUUCAUACUGGAGAAAAACCUUACAAAUGUAAAGAAUGUGGCAAAGCCUUUAACCAGACCUCACACCUUAUUAGACAUAAGAGAAUUCAUACUGAAGAGAAAUCCUACAGAUGUGAAGAAUGUGGCAAAGCCUUUAACCAGUCAGGGACCCUUACUACACAUAAUGUAAUUCAUACUGGGGAAAUUCCCUACAAAUGUGAGAAAUGUGAUAGAGCUUUUAACCAAGCCUCAAAGCUUACUGAACAUAAGUUAAUUCAUACUGGAGAGAAACCCUACAAAUGUGAAGAAUGUGGCAAAGUUUUUAACCAGUUCUCAACCCAUACUACGCAUAAGAUCAUUCAUACUGGAGAGAAAUAUUAUGAAUGUGAAGAAUGCGGCAAAGCUUUUAACCAAUCUUCAAAACUUACUGAACAUAAGUACAUUCAUACUGGAGAGAAGCCGUACAAAUGUGAAGAAUGUGGUAAAGGCUUUAACCAGUCCUCAACCCUUACUACACAUAAGAGAAUUCAUAGUGGAGAGAAACCCUACAAAUGUGAGGAAUGUGGCAAAGCUUUUAACCAACUCUCAAACCUUAUGAGACAUAAGAUAAUUCAUACUGGAGAGAAACCCUACAAAUGUGAAGAAUGUGGCAAAGUCUUUAACCAAGAAUCUGGCAAAGUUUUCCACCUAUCCUCAAAACUUAGUACACAUAAGAAAAUUCAUACUGGAGAGAAACUCUACAAAUGUGAAGAAUGUGGCAAAGCCUUUAACUGAUCUUCAACCCUUAUUGGACGUAAGAGAAUUCACACUGGAGAGAAACCCUACAAAUGUGAAGAAUGUGGCAGUUUUAACCGAUCUUCAACACUUACUACACAUAAGAUAAUUCAUACUGAAGAGAAACCCUUCAAGUGUGAAGAAUGUGGCAAAGCUUUUAACCAAGUGUCAACUCUUACUAUACAUAAAAGAAUUCAUACUGGAGAGAAACCUUACAAAUGUGAGGAAUGUGGCAAAAGUUUCGAUCGAUCCUCAAAACUUACUACACAUAAGAAAAUUCAUACAGGAGAGAAACCUUACAAAUGUGAAAAAUGUGGUAAAGCUUUUAACCAGUCUUCAACCCUUUCUACACAUAAGAUAAUUCACACUGGAGAGAAAUGCUACAAAUGUGAAGAAUGUGGCAAAGUUUUUAACCGAUCUUCAAACCCUACAGACCAUAAAAAAAUUCAUACAGGAGAGAAAUCCUACAAAUGUGAAGAAUGUGGCAAGGCCUUUAACCGGUCCUCAACGCUUACUAAACAUAAGGUAAUUCAUACUGGAGAGAAAGUGUACAAAUGUAAAGAAUGUGGUAAAGCUUUUAAACAGUUCUCACACAUUGCUAUACAUAAGAUAAUUCAUACUGGAGAGAAAUCCUACAAAUGUGAAGAAUGUGGCAAGGCCUUUAACCGGUCCUCAACGCUUACUAAACAUAAGGUAAUUCAUACUGGAGAGAAAGUGUACAAAUGUAAAGAAUGUGGUAAAGCUUUUAAACAGUUCUCACACAUUGCUAUACAUAAGAUAAUUCAUACUGGAGAGAAACUCUACAAAUGUGAAGAAUGUGGCAGUUUUAACUUAUCCUCAAACCUUGCUGCACAUAAGAAAAAUCAUACUGGAGAGAAACCCUACAAAUGUGAAGAAUGUGGCAAAGCUAACCUAUCAUCAACCCUUACUCCACAUAAGACAGUUCAUAUUUGAGAGAAAUCCUGCAAAUGUGAAGAAUGUGGCAAUGCUUUUAACUAA